This is a messenger RNA of Elgaria multicarinata webbii, 1558 nucleotides long. It is a transcript of the gene CHRNE, whose product is annotated as cholinergic receptor nicotinic epsilon subunit. Gene Ontology annotation, molecular function: transmembrane signaling receptor activity; acetylcholine-gated monoatomic cation-selective channel activity. Gene Ontology annotation, cellular component: neuron projection; synapse; plasma membrane. Lineage: Eukaryota; Metazoa; Chordata; Lepidosauria; Squamata; Anguidae. Gene Ontology annotation, biological process: chemical synaptic transmission; regulation of membrane potential; monoatomic ion transmembrane transport. The annotation marks the transcript as partial. The record is from RefSeq and is a predicted model, not a curated record. The transcript has 11 exons.
CCCACCCCACCAGGGCUCCUGGAGGCCAAUGAAGAGACCCGCCUCUUCAACACCCUUUUCACCAACUACGACAAGACGGUGCGGCCCGUGCGCCACGUGGAGGAUGCGGUGGAGGUGUCCGUAAAGCUCACCCUCACCAACCUCAUCUCGCUGAACGAGAAAGACGAGACCUUGACCACCAACGUCUGGAUCACGCAACAAUGGAAGGACUACCGGUUGGACUACAGAAGUGAAGACUAUGGUGGAAUCGGGACCCUUCGUGUGCCGGCCGACCGGGUGUGGCUGCCGGACAUCGUCCUGGAGAACAACAUUGACGGGAACUUUGGUGUGGCCUACUCCUGCAACGUCCUCAUCUCCCCGGGGGGGUCCGUGUUUUGGCUUCCCCCGGCCAUCUACCUCAGCACCUGCUCCAUCGAGGUCACCUUCUUCCCCUUUGACUGGCAGAACUGCUCCCUCGUCUUCCGGUCCCAGACGUACAGCGCCAAGGAGGUGGUGCUGGAGUUUGGCCCCGAUGAUGACACCGGGGAGCCGGUCAAGGACAUCAUGAUCGACCCCGCGGCCUUCACAGAGAACGGUGAGUGGGCCAUCGAGCACCGUCCGGCCCGCAAGGUCCUGGCGCCGCUGUCCGGGCCGGAGGCCCCCGGCUUCUCCGAGAUGCACUACUUCCUCAUCAUCCAGCGCAAGCCCCUCUUCUACGUCAUCAACAUCAUCGUCCCCUGCGUGCUCAUCUCCUCCUUGGUAGUGCUCGUCUACUUCCUGCCGGCCCAGGCGGGAGGGCAGAAGUGCACCGUGAGCAUCUCGGUGCUGCUGGCGCAGACCGUCUUCUUGUUCCUCAUCGCGCAGAAGGUGCCGGAGACCUCGCUCAGCAUCCCCCUCAUCGGCAAGUACCUGCUCUUCGUCAUGGUGGUGGCCACCCUGAUCGUCACGAACUGCGUCAUCGUCCUCAACGUGUCCCUCCGCAGCCCCAGCACCCACGCCAUGUCGGAGCGCCUCAAGCAUAUGUUCUUGGAGGUCCUCCCUCGGUACCUGGGCUCCCACUUAGAACCGGCCGGUGAAGACCCCUGGGACGCCCCCCGCCCCCGCCGACGCAGCUCCUUCGGCAUCAUGCUCAAGGCAGAAGAGUACAUCCUCAAGAAGCCCCGGAGCGAACUGCUCUUUGAGCGCCAAGGGCAGCGGCACGGCCUGCGCAGGGGCCCCGGCUUCAGCGCGGCCUAUGGGCUUGACGUGGGCACGACCAGCACCUUGUACAAGAACUUGGCCAGCUUAGCGCCGGACAUCAAGGAGUGCGUGGACGCCUGCAAUUUCAUCGCCGAGAGCACCAAGGACCAAAGUGCUGAGGGGGCGGAGAUGGAGAACUGGGUGCUGAUUGGGCAGGUGAUGGACAAGUUCUGCUUCUGGGUGGCCAUCCUGCUCUUCACCAUCGGGACGCUGGCCAUCUUCUUCAUGGGGCAUUUCAACACGGUGCCGGAAGACCCCUUCCCUGGCCAGGGAGGGCAGUAGGGGGCAGCUGCCGCCUCCUGUGUCGUCGUCGUCCCCCACCGACCCCGGCUCACCAGAC